AGGCCAAGUCGUUUUUUAAACUCAUCUGUGUUCACAACUUAGACAAAUGAAGAAGAUGUUUCCUGUUUAGUAUCUGCCUACACCUUGGGGACAUUAGCAGAACAGAUUUGACAACACCAGGUUCGUAUCGUAUAUCAAUUGUUGUGGAAAUUGCGCAGGCAUAAAGUGCAGUCGCAAGCUCAUCAGUCCAGAACUGGAAGGGGAAAGACUCGUUACCAUCAUGAUGCGCUGUACUCUCCUGGUUUUUCUGUUCCACGUGGGUUUCGGGGACGUGCAGAAAGAAGAUCUUCCUCCAUGGGCCGAUGAAACAAGUCUGGGGAAGUACCAGGAUGCGUGGAGGACCUUGAAUCAAUCAAACACAACAGUAUAUUUCCUCGUGAGGUCGACGUACAGCGAGAACCCGGUGUGGGGGAAAAACUUCACAUGCGUCAACGUUCGAGCUAUUGAAGUAAACGAGACGGCAAAAACUGUCAAAUCCUUGUUUAGGUUCAAGAAUGGAACUACGGGCAAGACAUACAACCUUACUGACACUGUCGGAGUUACAACCACAUAUAAUUACAGUACACCGAACGCUAUUCAGUACACAACUGACAAUGGAACCCUCAAUGACACCCUUAUCUUCUCGGACUACAAUAGAUGCGACAUCGUCAGUAUUCCUUAUGAAAAUAAUGGAACAGGAUGCGAGAUGUGGGUGAACAAGGAUCACGUCAACAACAUACCUGACUGCUGUAACUUCAUAUACGAUGCUUAUUGCGUCAGUGCUGGAAACUACACGGUUUACGAGCAGACUAGUUGUAAGGACAUGCUUGACCAAAAAGCUAGUGAAGCAUGCUGAUAAGUGCGCUUCUGCGCUUGCCUGUGCUUUUAGCGUCCGUGCAGUAGGUUUCUUGGCUAAAACCCUUAUAUAUCUUAUUAAAGUACGUCUAUCGUCCUGUUUAUUCGGUCCCUCUUUACUGGUGAUGCGCUACUACCAAUAUCGACGAGCUCACACAGCCACAUUACUGAAGUGCUUUCUGUGGGCCUGUUUUGGAAAUCUGGCUUAUCCCAGCCUUUCAAACCUCUUCGGAGAAAUAAAGAAGCUUGC
Messenger RNA from Rhipicephalus sanguineus (brown dog tick), 1084 nucleotides. RefSeq names its product male-specific histamine-binding salivary protein-like. The transcript is spliced from 5 exons. Gene Ontology annotation, molecular function: amine binding. Gene Ontology annotation, biological process: symbiont-mediated perturbation of host defenses. Lineage: Eukaryota; Metazoa; Arthropoda; Arachnida; Ixodida; Ixodidae. Bases 221 to 835 code for a protein of 204 amino acids. The record is from RefSeq and is a predicted model, not a curated record.